AUGCCAGCGACCGCUGCUCUAGCUCUUGCUCUUACGAAUAAUCCUAGCGAGGUCCUCGACAUGCCUGUCGAUCCAAAUGAGCCGACCUAUUGUGUAUGCAAGCAGGUCUCUUAUGGCGAAAUGGUUGCAUGCGACAACCCCGACUGUCAUGUUGAGUGGUUUCAUUUUGGAUGUGUAGGUCUGACCGUUAAGCCAAAAGGUCAAUGGUUUUGCCCACAGUGUAUAGCCGAUGGCAAGACGAGAAAUGACGAUUGA
Messenger RNA from Protopolystoma xenopodis, 255 nucleotides. The record is from the annotation of a GenBank genome assembly. NCBI's taxonomy places the organism in Eukaryota, Metazoa, Platyhelminthes, Monogenea, Polystomatidea, Polystomatidae.